Messenger RNA from Magnusiomyces paraingens, 1785 nucleotides. RefSeq lists its product as uncharacterized. The transcript has a single exon. Bases 1 to 1785 code for a protein of 594 amino acids. The record is from RefSeq and is a predicted model, not a curated record. Lineage: Eukaryota; Fungi; Ascomycota; Dipodascomycetes; Dipodascales; Dipodascaceae. Gene Ontology annotation, molecular function: thiamine pyrophosphate binding; carboxy-lyase activity; magnesium ion binding.
AUGACUGUAACGACUACUCCACCAACUUCUGUCCCCCUCGGAACUUACCUCGCUAUUAGACUUGCCCAACUAGGACUUAAACAUGUCUUUGGUGUUCCAGGUGAUUUCAAUCUUACUCUUCUUGACCAUAUCGAAGCCUCUCCAGAUUUAACAUGGAUUGGAUUCUGUAAUGAACUUAACGCAGCAUACGCAGCAGAUGGAUAUGCUCGUGUCAAAGGUACUCCCAUGACAUUAAUCACUACUUAUGGAGUCGGUGAACUCUCUGCCCUUAACGGUAUUGCAGGUGCUUUUGCUGAAAAUGUCCCUGUUAUUCAUAUUGUUGGUACCACUGGAAGACCUAUCCAAGAAGCAGGACUUCUCAUCCAUCAUGUCCCUCCACCAAAAGGUCAUGCUCCUCUCCCAGCAAAUCAUCGUAUCUACCCUGAAACUUCAAAACCAUUCUCUGUGGCACAAGAAUACCUCCUUGACCCAAGACUUGCCCCUUCUCAAAUUGAUUCUGCAAUCUCUGCAGCUUACAAACAAGCACUCCCUGUUUACAUUUACGUGCCUGUUGACAUGGUUGCCCAACCUCUCCCUAAACAUCUCCUCGAUACUCCUCUUGACCUAGCAAUUGAAUCUGGUCUUGAAUCAGAGCAAGAAGAAGAUUCACUUGUAGACGAAAUUCUUACCACACUUUAUGCUGCAAAAUCUCCCGUGAUUUUGGCUGAUACUCUAUCUGAACGAUUCCGCUUACGUGAAGAAAUUACUAAUCUUGUUAAAAAGGCUCAAAUCCCAUCCUUCUCAACUCUCCUAGGUAAAGGUCUUGUUGAUGAAACUUCUCCAUACUUUGCCGGCGUUUAUAAUGGUGAACUCUCCCAUACUGGAAUUGCUGAAGCCGUACAUGCUUCCGAUUGCGUGCUUAACCUCGGACCUUUACUCUCGGAUUCAAAUACAGGCGGAUUUACUCGCAAAAUUAAAUCUGAAAAUGCAAUCAUUCUUCACCCUCUUUAUGUCCAAGUUGGAGAUACCCCACGUCGUGAUGGAAUUUCAUUUGUCCCCAUUGUCAAGAAACUUGUGGCCCGUCUAGAUCCUGCCAAACUACAACAUUCACCACUUCCUCAAGUUACCUUACGCCAUGACAGACCCUCUCCAACACCCAUUUCUCUCGCAAGCUUAAUCCACAAUGUCAGUACCCAGUUUUUGCGUCCAGGUGAUGUAGUCAUUCCAGAAGUUGGAACUGUCCAGUUUGCAUCUCCAGAUUUCAUAUUCCCCGCAGAUACUCGUAUCAUUACUCAAGUCUUUUAUUCAUCUAUUGGGUUUUCGCUUCCUGCAGCUGUCGGAGCUGCAUUUGCUCAACGUGAACUCAAUCCAGCAAACCCUUCACGUGUAGUAUUACUUGAAGGUGAUGGAUCUGCACAAAUGACAAUCCAAGAACUCGGAACCAUGGUCAGAAAUAAACUCAACAUUGCUGUAUUUCUGCUUAACAAUUCAGGAUACUCGAUUGAACGUGCAAUCUGGGGACCCCAACAAGGCUACAAUGACAUUUGUCCUGAUUGGAAAUGGACUCAAUUACUAUCUGCAUUUGGUGGCUCUGAGGCAAAGUCAUGCUUGUCGACUCGUAUUGAGACUAAAAAAGAAGAAGAAGAAUUUUUCACAAAUGGUAUAAUCAACAAGUCGGAUCUUCCAAGACUAAUUGAAGUCAUUUUGCACCCAAACAAUUAUCCAUGGCGUCUUGAUGAUCAAGUUAAAUUUAUGGGUGCUCAAAACAUUGCCAUGUAUAAGGAAUAUUCUGCAAAACAUGAUUAA